AUGGACCAGAAAACUUGGCUUUGGAGGAAAAGGUCAUCAGAGAAGACAAUUGUUGCAAAUGGAGAGGAAGUGGAGCCAGUUCCCGUCCAAAGAGAAGUAGAUCUCGAGAAUUCAUUGAAAACAUUGAAUGAGAAGUUAUCUUCUGUCCUUGAUGAGUGUUCAGCCAAAGAUAAACUUGUCCAAGAUUAUGAGAAAAUGGUCGAAGAUGCUGUGGCAGACAAGAACAAAGCAGAGGAAGAUGUCCAGCGUCUGAAAGAAGAACUGGAUGAAGUUCAACAACAGAGAGGGGCUGCAAAUGACAGAUUAGGCCACUUAAAUUCUGCAUUGAAGGACUGCAUGGAGCAGCUGAAUCUAGUUCGGGAUAGUCAAGAGCAGAGAAUUCAUGAUGCUGUGAUGAAAACUUCUCAAGAAUUCGAGAAAGCACAUAAGAGACUGGAAGAAAAGUUACUCGAAACGAGUAAAAGGCUUGCGGAUGUAACUUCUGAGAAUUCUUAUCUUAGCAAGGCCUUACUUGUAAAAGAGAAGUUGAUCGAGGAUCUCAAUCACAUCAAGAGUCAAACAGAGGCUGAAUUUCAAGCCCUGAUGACGAGAUUAGAUGCCAUUGAAAAAGAAAAUGCUUUUCUAAGGUAUGAGUUCCGGGCUCUUGAGAAGGAACUUGAUCUUCGUAAUGAGGAGGUGUUAUAUGGUCGCCGUGCUGCAGAAGCUUCCAACAAACAACACUCAGACAAUAUUAAGAAAAUAAAGAAGUUGGAAGCAGAAUGCCAAAGAUUACGUGCUCUGACCCGUAAACGGCUGCCUGGACCGGCUAUAUUAGCAAAUAUAAAGAGUGAUAUUGAAGUGCAGGGAAGAAGUCCGAUUGAAAAUCGGAGAAAGGCUAUUUCAAUUGUCAAAGACUCCAACACCAUUUACAAUCCCGACAAAACAAGUAAGAAGCUCAGUUUCUUAGUUGAUCAACUGCAGGAUUUGGAAAAAGAAAACAAGAUUCUCAAAGAAUAUUUGGCUAAGAAAGAGGAGGAAAUCUUUUAUCAUCAAAAUGCUAAGAAUUCACCAUUUCAGGAGAAAUUUGAACUGAUUAGGCCCAAUCCUGCACCAAAUGAACUUUCUCUUCCAUCAGGUUACGACAUAGUUGAAGCAAAUGAGAUUACUACUUCUAGUUCCUGGGCUACUGCAAUAAUUCCAGAGCAGGGGCAUGAUAAAUUCACUGACCUGCAAACUGAGCCUGUGCAUAAAAUGAUUGGAGCUUCCGAAAUGAGCCUACUGGACGAUUUUGUCGAAAUGGAAAAAUUAGCAAUAGUUGCUGUUGAAUCCCCACUUGAGGACCAGACGAAUUCCAUGACAAAGGAACUUGUCCCUGUGGGGCAUGCUGAGUUCAGUGACAUGAACAACCAUGAACUCAAGGCAAAAGAAGAACCCAAGGAUUGGCUUCAGGAUGUCAAGAACAUGGUCUUAGAGCAACACAAUAUUUCAAAAAGAAGCCUCGACGAACUUCUUGGAGACAUCAGAAUGGCUUUGAACAACAUUAUCCAUCCCGAGCCUUCAAGGUUGCUUCCGAUAAGUGGCUAUAUCACUUGGAAAUCCCCAGCAUCGUCUCCAAGGUCAAGUUCAAUCCAAGAGUCAAACAAUGAAUUUCAGCAGUCUGAUGUGAAUGCAUCUCAUUCGCGUUUUGAGAUGGAAAGGAAGCAGCCUAACCACUGUGUUACAAGAAUUCAUUCAUAG
Molecule: messenger RNA, 1716 nt
Organism: Sesamum indicum (sesame)
Lineage: Eukaryota; Viridiplantae; Streptophyta; Magnoliopsida; Lamiales; Pedaliaceae
Source: RefSeq, a predicted model, not a curated record